Molecule: messenger RNA, 3320 nt
Organism: Ornithorhynchus anatinus (platypus)
Lineage: Eukaryota; Metazoa; Chordata; Mammalia; Monotremata; Ornithorhynchidae
Gene: CEP43
Product: centrosomal protein 43
Exons: 14
Coding region: 5-1297 (430 amino acids)
Biological process (GO): microtubule anchoring
Cellular component (GO): centrosome
Molecular function (GO): protein binding
Source: RefSeq, a predicted model, not a curated record
CAAGAUGGCGGCGGCGGCGGUGAUGGCGGCGGGCUCGGCCGCGGCCCCGGACGAGGACACCGAGCUGCGGGACUUGCUGGUGCAGACGCUGGAGAACAGCGGCGUCCUCAGCAGGAUCAAGGCUGAACUCCGAGCAGCGGUAUUUUUAGCACUAGAAGAGCAAGAAAAAAUAGAGAACAAAGCACCUCUGGUCAAUGAAAGCUUGACAAAGUUUCUAAGUACAAAAGAUGGUCGUCUAGCAGCUAGUCUUGUUGCAGAAUUUCUUCAGUUUUUCAAUCUUGACUUUACCUUGGCUGUCUUCCAGUCUGAAGCUAACACAUUUCAUGGUCUUGAAGCUCGAGCGGAUUUAGCCCAGAAUUUAGGAGUUGUUGAAGUGGAAGGUACUGGAGGUGGACCACUAUUGUUGGAAGUGAUCAGAAGGUGUCAACGAAAGGAGAAGAGCGCUGCCAAUGGGGAAGGAGCACCGGAUCCAACCGAUUUUCAUUCUCCACCAAAAUCACCAGAUGGAAAGACCAGUCCACUUACAGUACCAAGUAAGAUACCAAGGUUUAAAGGACAUGGUAAACAGAAGAAAAGUGGGGAGAAGUCUGGUGAAAAGGCCUCUGAAACCAGUCAAAGUGAUAAGAGCGUGUCAUCAUCAGAAACAAAGAGCAAGAGCAGUCUGCAUAUAUUAGCAAAUGAAACAAAGCUUGGUUCUUCAUUAAAAAACCUACCUUUAGAUGCCAAAGAUAAAAGUGAUAUAUGUCCAGAUGAAGAUGAUGUAGAAGGAGAUUCUUUCUUUGAUGAUCCCAUUCCAAAACUGGAGAAAACUUAUGGUUGGGCUUCUGAUAAAAACAAUGAUGCUGAAGAUGCAGGUGUAGAAGAAACAUGUAAUGUGCCAGAUGACAAGCAGAAGUUUCCUAAAAGGAAAAGUGAAUCCAACAAACAUGUCGGAAGCCUAACGUCUCUUUCUAAUGCUCCUCCCUUAAAAAGUGGAUUGAACUCUCUGACUGGAGCAUCUUUCCUAAAGGAAUCUGAAAAUUCAAGGAGAAAUACAGUUUUGAAAGACCUGAAAGUGGUCAGCGGCAAGAUUGGAGUCCCUCGUCUUGGUUUACGAACUGGAGAAGAAGAUGAGUACAUUGAUGAUUUUAGCAGCACCAGUCAUCGCUCAGAGAAAAGUGAAAUAAGUAUUGAUGAAGAAAUAGAAGAAGAGAUUUCUGUGGACAUAGAAGACAGUGAUAAACUUGAAGACUUCACACAGGACCUAACUAUGUCUCACCUCAGUGAUGUUGCAGAUUAUCUGGAAGAUGUUGCAUAAGCGGAAGACAAAGGGAAUUGUUUUAAUAAAGUGGACUGAAGACUGAGUGGUUCCAAUUUUUCAGAUGAUCACUCUUGGCUCGAAUGUCUGCUCUCUAGUUGUGCCUUGGGUUCCAAAAAAUACUGCAGAUAUACUAAAAAAUACAGUUUCACAUCUAAAAGGAAAGAAUUGGUUACAGUUUGAGCCUAAGUGAAGGAUUUAUGAUUCUUUGCUGGUUAAAAUACCUCUUUAACUCUGGAAGCCGGAUUUUCUCUGCCGCUUGUCCACUGCUGGCAGUGGACACGUCAAAACUACCAGAGUAACAGAAAAUUUGAUAGAAGAAUUCAACAAAGCUUCAGGCUUUUCACCCAAGAUUAUGGAUGUGAGCCUGUGCAUCCGUAAGGCUUUAUAACAUUUUAAAAGCAGUGGCUCAACCCUAAAAAGCAAAGACAUCUGUAGGUAAGGUUUACCCUCAACUCUUUUUUAUACUUUGGAAUUAGAGCACUCGGUCUUUGGAGUGAUUCCUUAAAUCUGCUAAGGUCACAGGCACACCAGACAAGCUUUGUCGUGUAAGCUUUACAUUUAUAUUUCCUUCCUUUGGAAGGCUUAUUACACCAUUAAGGUUAUCUUCAAUUACUCCUGUAAUUGUUUUUCUUUUUAAAAAAGUGAUGGUGGUGAAAAAAUUUUAAUGCCUACAGAUCGUGAAAGAGUAUUACAGGCACACCUGUUGCUGCUGAUCCUGUAUCAAGAUGUUAUUGAGAAUCUCAAAUCCACAGAUCGAUUUUGAUUACCACUACAUUUUUCUAAAAUAAAAAAAAUCAAUGCUUUAAGAAAUAUUAAAGUACUCUAACGAGACUGAAAAUGAAGCCUUCAAACAUCUAUUUUUUCAGAUUUGUAGUUUAUCUAUCCAAAUAUUUUUAAAGCCAAAUUGGGAAACAAUAUUAGUAAUUGUCUAAGACCAUUUAAGGUCUCUAUUUCAGACAGAAGCUUCUCUUGUACAUAUUUUCAUUAUAACUAGAGGAACAGGGUCGAUAACAAAUGCAGGCAGUCGUAUUUAAACUGUCAAGCAUGAUGCUGCUACAAUAUAUGUGGGCCAUUGACAAUUGUAAUAUAAUACUAAACAGGUCUUUCAAAAUGUGCACUUUCAAAAGCAUUGUAAGCAAGCUGAAUAUGUUCAGUUUUUGUAUUUUUCAUUUCAGUUGUCCUUGGCAUUUCAACAUCACCUCUAUAGAAGCAGCAUGUAGGGGAAAUUUGCUAGUAUCAUGAUAAAUGCAGUUGAAGACAUUUAUUUUAAGGCAGCCUUUGUUCUUGUAUUAGGGCAACCCACCUGGGCUUCCAAAGAAAAGGGAUUGGUGGUUGGGGGUGGAGAAGGGGGGUCUCCAAGGAAAAGUAUACAAGGACUUUGAUGUGUUUCUUAGGAUAAAAUGACAUAAGCUUAAAGUCUUGAUGGAUUUAUCUGGCAUACCGAGCAUCAGGAAGAAAGAAAUUGGCUACUGAAAGCACAUUUGCCUGAGAUAUGUGAAUCCUAGUUGAAAAAUUGGGUCUUUCUAAUUUUUUGUAUUGGAUACUACCAAGAGAAAAAUUUUAAAAUAAUGUGUGUCAUCUGUGAAGAUGCACACUUUCCUGUGGGGAAAAAAAAGUCAGAUUCAUUUAUUGUAAGAGGCAUUUUAUGAUAGGUACAAACUCCAUAAAAUAAUGGGUGAAAAUGAAACUGUUUCUGAUCUGCCUAUCUGUAAAUUGUACAAGAGUAGUUGUUUUUUUCAUGCUUUGCCGAAGACAAAUGGAUUUCUAUGAAAUGUUUUUAAAUUUCAUUACGGAUUGGGGACUUUUUUUAUAACCAUUUAGAAGUUUUUACAGCAUCAGCAAUAUGGCAUUUUCCUCCUCCCAAAGAGAUUCUGGAUCUUAAAUAAUGUUUGAGAGAUUAUGAGGGAAUAUGUUAAUUGGGGUAAUUCUCUGCAUUGUUAUAUUGUACUUUAAUUGAAUCAUGCUUAAUAAUCUACAAUGCCAAUGGUGUAAAUAAAGCUGCAAUGCUGGAUGAAAUCUA